UCGUAUAGGUAUUAUAUUUUUACAAUUCAGUUUUGAUGUUUUCUUGGACACCAAAUAAAAUAAUUUUUAUUGGUUCAAUACUAUUUAGUAUCUACGCAUAUUGAAUAAUUCGAGCAUCAAAUAAUGUCUUUUAAACUGCCAAUGAUACCAGGAUUUCAAACUUAUAACAAGGAAAUUAAAACGAGGUAUCCGAAGACACCGGAUUUGGAUAUAAUGAGCGGCGUAAAUAUUAUUAGAUCAUUACACGUAAAAAAAGAAAAUAAAAGUUGUGAUUCUAAUUUUUAUUCUUUGGUGGACAUGUAUACAGAUCACAAUGAAGGCAAAAAACCUACUUGGCUAGUGUUUGAUAAACAGAAUUUAACAUUUGAUGCAUACUUUAAAAGUACGGUAAAUGAGAGCUUUGGUUGUAGCUAUAACUUAAGAAAAUGCAAAAUAAUUUAUUUUCUUGAAGAUGAUACAAUAAAAGUAGUUGAACCUAUUGUGAUCAAUAGUGGUUUACCACAAGGAUGUUUGAUCAAACGACAUAAAAUUCCUUUACCGAGCAGAAACGAUAGUUAUUAUCAACUAUUUGAUUUCAAUGUGGGAAUAACUGUUGAAUUUUAUGGAAAACAAUUUGAAAUAAUUGGCGCUGAUAAUUUUACUAGAGACUUUUUGAAAAAAGCAGGCGUUGAUGUGCCUGAGAACCUACCAAUGCCUACUGAUCCAUAUUUUAUUAAUAGAGAAAAAACACCAAGUAAAAACCAACCAUCUACAAAAACAACGGUACCUAAAUUAAAAAAAUUACAAGGAUUUGAAGGGAUUUUAAAUUUCAAAGGUUACUGGGAUGAUCGUUACAAUGAUGAUGGUACCUUACAUAUUUUGGAAAUACGAUACUUUUUGUCCGAUGACACAAUACAAAUUGUUGAACAUGAUUUAGAUGGAGGUUUAAAAACGUUUCUUAAAAGACAAAAAAUUCCAAAAGAUAGAGCAUAUGUAAAACCACCAGGUUAUAACGAACAAAAUGAUUUACUCAACGUGUUGAGUUUAAAUUCUAUGAACCAAUGGUAUGCUUUUGAUUCUUCAAAAAAUAUUAUUGAUGUACAUGACUCGUAUUAUCAUUGGUCUAAUCUAUACGUGGGAGCUGAAAUAGACGUUUUUAGUCGAAAAGUAAUUUUAUCUAGUUGUGAUGAAUUCACUAAGCAAUAUUAUUUGGAUUAUGGUUUAGAGAACUUUCCAUCUAUUGAUACUCCAAAUGAAGUAGAAGGAAAAGAAAAAGAAAAUAUUCAAAAUAUACCGGUUUGUGACGAUGAAAAUAUUUUGAAUAAAUUAUUAAGUGUUUCAAAAAUAGAAGCUUUGGUGUUUAAAGCAAAUAUUGUACCUAAAGAACCAAAUAAUUUAAAUAGAGAAUUUGUGAUUAAGUAUUUUUUAAACGACCAAAGUUUUUCGGUUUCCGAAAUGAAAACACAAACGGCCGGUGCAUUAGGAUGUAGAUUUUUUUCAAAACGAAAAAUUCCGAUGGAAACUCCUAAUGAAUCCAGUAUGAUACUUAAACUGUACAUUGGUGCUAAAUUGGUUAUUGAUAACUUUCAAUUUGUUUUGGUCGACAUUGAAGACAGGACAUUAAGAUUUAUGAUGGACCAUCCAAAAGUAUUCCAACACAGCGAUGUUACCUAUAUAAUGAAUGAAGUGUUUCAAUUCCUAGAAACUGAUGUUGAUUCAUUUAAAAACAAAUAUUUUCAAAACAAAAAUAAAAUCGAACGAGAUAUAUUUAUUAAAAUUAUGUCUAAUCAGUUUCCAAAGUUAAGUCGCCAUGGCAUAUUUGUUUUGGCACUACAGUACAAAAAGCAAGAAAAGUACAAAGAAAUUUCUGACAAUUUAUUCAAAAGCAUUUUGCAGGAUGAGUUGAAAAGAGAUUUGUUUCUUGGUUUCGACGGACUUGAGAUUAAUUUCAAACAAAGAAAUUUGGAUAAGAAGGAUGGAUAUCUGGAACAUAGCAGUGCUUUCAAAGCCUUGAAAAGCGCAAGACUGCCAUUUUCCACUGAAAUUAUUAAUAUGAUUUUGAAGAGAUUUACUCAUCCAGAAACGAAAAAAGUGGCAUACAUGGAUUUGCUCAAGUAUUUAAACUAUACCAUUGGUCCAACUUCCGAAUCACAAGGUUUGGCAAAGGACGUAUUGUACAGGAAACCAAAUGAAGUCUAUGUCAGAGUUGACGAGUUCGUCAACGAUUUACGUAAAUUAUUGUAAUACACGUCGCAGCUCUCCCACUCCACGCGUAAUUGGUUUCCAAUAUUGUUCGGAUACCCGGCACGCUGAUGACGCGUCAAACUGGUUCGUUUGGCAACCACUCGGACAUGUGUUGCUGCGACAAACGACGUGCACUCAAGGGCGUCACGGAUGUAUAGUGUGCAGUGUGCUCUGUUACCAGUAAGAGUUGUGCUACUGCGAGUUGUUCGUCUUAUACGUGUCCCAAUGAGUCAGCGUGACGUUCAUAUUUUUAGUGACUGUGUUUUAUUGUAUUUAUGUUAAUGAUUGUGAUUUAUUUUGUAGCGUGUAAAAAAUAAUAUUUUAAAUUUUGUCGAUUAAAUCAGUUUUAACGUAUUUCGUCGAUCAGUACGACAUUUUAUAAGUUACGGAAAAUUCGAUUGUACGUGGAUGAUUUAAAUUCGAAACUCUUUGAACUCAUCACGCGGAAA
Messenger RNA from Sipha flava (yellow sugarcane aphid), 2672 nucleotides. Its product is annotated as EF-hand domain-containing family member C2-like. Gene Ontology annotation, biological process: regulation of neuron projection development. Gene Ontology annotation, cellular component: microtubule. Bases 124 to 2223 code for a protein of 699 amino acids. The transcript has 11 exons. The record is from RefSeq and is a predicted model, not a curated record. NCBI's taxonomy places the organism in Eukaryota, Metazoa, Arthropoda, Insecta, Hemiptera, Aphididae.